Pogonomyrmex barbatus (red harvester ant) is the source of this 5303-nucleotide messenger RNA. RefSeq names its product cilia- and flagella-associated protein 43. Gene Ontology annotation, molecular function: protein binding. NCBI's taxonomy places the organism in Eukaryota, Metazoa, Arthropoda, Insecta, Hymenoptera, Formicidae. Gene Ontology annotation, cellular component: axoneme. The record is from RefSeq and is a predicted model, not a curated record. Gene Ontology annotation, biological process: cilium assembly.
AUGAAUUUUUCAAUAACCGAAACAAGAUGGACAAAGUUCGGGAAAUCUCACGACUUCGUCUUCGUUGGGAAGGAAACUGUUGCAACAGCUUCUGGCAUUUACGUGAGUUUUGUAGAUCUGAACACGAGAGAGAAGCGAAUCGAGCGCUUCGAUAACAAAGAGAGAGGCGAUGGCGCAUCGUGUUUGGCUGGCCAUUCGACGGUUUCCAUGUUUUCCGUAGCCGAGAGAAAACCUAAUCCUAAGAUAUCGAUAUUCAUGUAUCCAACGCUACAAAGAAUCUCCAGGUGUGUACUACCCAGCAAAAUUAAUGGCUACUUAUCCUGUUCUUUCGCUGGUACGGAAUAUCUGGUAAGCCUGACUAGCUUUCCCGAUUUUCGAUUGAUCGUAUGGCUUUGGAGAACCGGCAAACAUGUUGCUACGCUUAACACGAAGACAGACAAUCUCGUUCAAGAAAUUCAAUGUUCGCCGAAUCCCCCUCAUUUGAUAUCGCAGCUUGGGAUGGACGAUGGUGUACUUUCGAUCUAUCAGGUGCGCACGUGCUCCAAAAUCGUAAAUAUACAUCACGUGAACGCACCGGUUCCGGGACCCAGAAUUGUAUCUUCAUCUUGGACGCAAGAAGGAAACCUGUUUGUCUCGGAUGAGUUCGGCAAUGUAUGGCUCGUAGCAAUUGAAGCUAACAAGCUAUUCUCGGUGGUAAAAUCAAAAAUGCUGGGACACCCAAAGAAUAAACCGAUUGUCAUUACUCAUAAGAACGGCGUUAUAAUUGUAAAUGCCAACAGAGAAAUUACAUUUUACAAAAAGUCGUCCGCGGAUUGGAACGUGACGUGGAAAUUUAUGUGGUCGAUUUCGACUUUCUAUUCUAUUCAAGUCGGAAAACAACACCGUUUCAAAGAUGGGAUUUUGCUUCAUUUGAAAAGUGGAGAAAUUUUUGAGAUCUGUAUGCAACACGACAACAAUCCCCAUAUAGAAGUUAUUUAUACGGACGAGAUAGAAUACAAAAUACUAUUUUCUAUAUCUCAGAGCACAGAUCACAUCGCGGCGGUAGACCGGUUGGAUCGUCUUUGCAUUUUCGAGUUAUUGACCGGCAAAUUGAUAGCGAGAUUGUCUCUGAAACAUCACGGCGAAGUUCUUCAUAUAAAUUCACAUCCUACCUUACCAAUGCUUGCGUCGUGCAGCACAAUUGGCAAUUGCAUUUUAAUCGAUAUCAUGACAAUUUCAUUGCCCAAAAUUUUUAAUUGCUUUCAUCUUUGUGGACAUUUUUUGGACAGAAUAAAAUUCUCGCGUCAUGGCAAAUUUUUGGGAAUUGGCAGUUCUCAAACUGGCAGGAUAUUUGUUAUUGGAAAACGACUUAAACAACAUCGUAUGGAUGUUCUAGGACUUAUAGAAAUUGGUGGAUAUGUAAGACAAUUAUUACAGGUCGCUGAUUUUUUAAUAUAUGAAGGAAACGACAAUCAUUUUGAGAUCUUAAUUCUCGCAACGAAUAAUCCUUCUAUAGCUUCGAUCGGCGGCAAUAAAGUUAUCGUGUACACUUGCGAGAUUUCGAUCGACCUCUGCACACGUGCCAUUUGCAUGAUAAAUUUAUCAAGACCUUUCAGAGCGCUCUAUCAUGGAUCAAAACCUAUGGACAUAUUAGGUAUACCUUCCUUAUCUAAACAAUUACAUCAAAUGGAAAUACAGAAUAAUUUUCAAGAAAUCGUCCUCACAGAUGCGCUAUUCUCCAUGCAUCAGCUGAGAAAUAUUGGAAUACACGUAACUGAUUUUCGAAUUAUAACAUAUGGAUAUGAUGGCUUAAUUAUAGUCAGAGAUAGUAUGGAACUUCGCAAAAUAAUCGCGGUUUUUAUGCCGCAUCAUCGCAACAAGGGAGGCAUAAAAUAUGCGAUUUCUUCGCGUUCUGGGGAAACAAUUGUUUCUCUCGGUAGAAAUGGCGAUCUCGUUGCCAAUCGAAUUCGUUUAUUGGAGACAAGAAUAAAUGCGACAAAAACUGAAGUUCCAAAUGUUCAUUUAUCGAUUGAGGACUUUACUUCCAAUUCAGACAAGCUGUAUGAUCUAGAAAAAGAAACCUGGCUGGAUACUGUAAUUGCUGCUAAAUUAAAAGCCGAACAUGAUGAAGCUGUAUCUCUACGAUCUUCUAUCAUAGCCGAUCUGGAAAAAAUUAAAACGCAAGUUCGACAAAUGCUCGAUUUAAACGAAGGCAAACUAUCGGAUGCACGUUUGCCAAUCUCGGCUUUUGAUCUGGAUCGCGAGUCUCGACAUCGAAGAAUAGAAGAAGCUCGACUUGAACGAGAGAAAAUGCGUCAAAAUUUAGAAGAGGAUUGUGAUCGACAAGACCAUGUGGUAUCGAGUCUCCUUGAAAUAUUUUGGGAACCGUUGCAAAUUAAACCAUGUGCUCUUAAAUCAAUUGGCGGUGAUACGAUCAUUCAAAAUUAUCCUCUCCUCGCAUCAACCCGAAAGACGAAUGACUUUGAAAUAUGGGAUAAAUUGUCUUCAGACACUGACGAAUUCUCGUACAGCCACGAGGUGUAUAAUAAAUCAAAUAAUGAAGAUAAUUCAAGACAAAGAGUAAUUACAAUAACUUCUGAUAAAGAAUCCUUAACAACUGACAACAUCGAAAGCAAAAUGCAUCAAAUGGCUAAAACAUGGUGCACUCUUGUAGAUGAAGAUGAAAAAUUAUGUAUAUCUGGUGUCACAACGCAUAAAUGGAUUGAAGAUAAAAGUAUAAUUUCAACCCAUCAACUAUUAACUUCAUGUGACAGCGAUCUAAAAUCCAUUUUGCAAAAAGAUGUUAUUAUCGAAAAUCGUGAACGUAAACUAAAGAUGCAUUUCAACGAUCUCUUUGAAGAAAUGAAACACGCAAAAGAAUGUGUGUUAAAAUGUGCUAAGGAGCGCAUCGACAGGCUUCAACAUUGUGCGUCUGAAUUGAAGACGAUGUUUGGAAUAGAUUCUGUUCUGGAGCCAAUCGAAACUCCAUCCUGGAAUGUCGAAGAAAUACCCGACUACAUAAUUACCGUAAAAGAUCACGAAAUAUUCGAGAAACAGUCGCGACGAGGAGAGUUCAAAACUGUGACAAUUGAUGAAGAUCAAGAAGAUGAAAAUAAAAAUAGCAAUUUUUACAAGAAAGCACUUGAUAAAAUGAUGGAUGGUGUACUAGAACUUAAAUGGGAAGACGAAGUAAAGAAGGAAAUACCAGUGCCGAAUUGUCUAAUUACGAAGAACCCGUCAGAAUAUACCGAUGAAGAUGUAGCAGUUAUCGCAUCGUAUAAAUCUAAAGUACAGGCUCUACAAAAAGAACGAGAGAAAUAUAAAACAACUCUGCAAGCUGACAUUACGGAAACAAAAGACGCUUUACAGAGGGACAUCGCUGCGUUUAACGACAAGUUAAAGGAUCUGGAACUGAAGAAGAUGCAAAUUGAAUGCGCGAUACUUCAGGAGAGAUUGAUGAGGAUACGCGCGAUCCGAAGAUACCGAACCAUGAUUGAUGGCAGGCAAGAAAUCGCCCGUCUCGCUGAUGAGGAGUUAGCACCAGCCAUGCAAGAGGCAUGCAGGCUCGCCUGCGAGGUGUGCAGCUCGCUCGAAACGGUCGUGUCGGAGCUAAAAAUUCGUUACGAGAAUCUUUGCAAAGCGGAGAAACGCCAGGAAGCCAAGUUUCGUAGCGAAUUCGCGGAGUUGAAGCAGCCGAUAGUGGAGCAUUUGCUCAGGCAUUAUAAGAAGCGGCCUAGAGCCGAUCGGCUCACCACUACGUCUAUCACAUAUCUGACAGAGGUGGCGAAAUGCGUCGCGGGUAACGAGAAGUCGGAUGUCUUACCACGCGAAUGCCUGGACUUCCUCAGGGGCAUAGAUGCCUUGGACUCGAUGCCCCGAAAUCUGCCGUCGCAAAUUAAUGUCGACCAUUGGCGAACGAUGUGCAAGCUAAGGAGAGCGAAAAUCGAGAUGGAGACGAAGGUGAGGAAGAAGCCAUAGAAAUGACGUAUAUUUGUUAAAAUAAAUUCGCUAUUGCUAUUGCUAUUGUAUAAAAAACGGAUAAUAUUGAAGGUGAGAUGCUGCGCGGUGGAGAUGGCAGAAGCGGAGCAAACGCUGUCGUUUUAUCAAAAGGCGAUGCAGUCAGCUGAUAAUAUCGUAACAUGCAAGAAAGUCAGCCUGGAUAACAUGGAGAGAUCUUUAACGCGGCUUAUGCAAGAAAUGGAGGUUCAACUCGUCUUGAAAAUGGGCCAAAUCGAAGUGCCGCUGCGAGGUUGUCCCUCUGAUUAUGCGAACACCGUUCUCGUAACGCGCGAGGAACUUUUACGGGUCAACAAUUGUAUUCUCGAAACCGGGAAACGCAAGCUGACGGCGAUGCAUAAAUCCGUGCACUUGCGGAAAGUCGUGUCACAGCACGAAUGGCGACACGCUUGCGCAAGAAUGGUAUUGGAGGAUCUGCAACGGGACUUGAAGGAUAUCAGAGAAUUCAAGAUCACGAGGAACGUACUUGAAUUUUUAAAUCAUCAUCCCUAUAGCGUAAAUUUGGAAAGAGCUUGCGAAAAGAUGCAAAUUAAUUUGCAAAUAUUUCGAAACAAAUUUCGCGAAGUGUUGGAGCUGGAACAGACGCGUCUGAAGGAAACGAAGCGACUCAUGGCCAAAUGGAAGAAGAAAAACGACAAGAUAUCGCAGGAGAUUAGAUCCAAGUCGUCGGAUGUCGAAGAGCGUCGCAGAUUGCUUAACGAUCCGCAUCAUAAAAGGGACGAAGAGUCUCGAAGAAUGAGACUCGCGGCGAUCGCCAGACGUACCAAGCUCGUUAUGAUAGCAGAGGAUAAUUAUGAGCAGCUGCUAAAUUUGCACGCCCAUCUCGAAGUUCUAAAAUUACGAACGUAUCCAACCUUGCAGUUUAAAACCGUAUAGGAAAAUGUGUCGAGAAAAAAGAUACUGCGUCGGAAACAUCAGAGCUGUAGCUAAAAUAGACUUAAUAUUCUCAGUGUUAAUUUAUGAAAACCGUCUUUUUUCUGCUGAAUAAUAAAAUUGCACCAUUUAUGCAUUCUAGAAAUCUAUUAACAGAGAGAAUAUCGAGCGCCAAGUGUAUUCUUAAUCAGUUGACUCGCCUAAAUUGCAGAGUUAUGUAAAUUCACGUGUAAUAUGUAUGAUAAUACGUGAUAAUAUUUCCAUGUUACACACUUAUUAUCGUUACUCAUUAUUUUCAUCCCAGUCUCACAUGCAUGCGAUAAAGAAAAAUUAUUGAUUCCGAGACAUAAAUAAGGAAAGUGGCAUAAAUAUGGAAAUUGCUGCAUCUGCAUUUUUCAACAAUUUGAAUAUAAAAAUGACGCUACAUUGAAAAA